UAAACGUGACGUAAGUAGUUGCUAUCAAACAACAGUAUGGUUGACAUGAAGUGAAGGGGAAAAAAGGUUUGUAAAUCAUGUCAAAAAGUAAUGCAGAUGUCGAUUAUAAUUUCUUCGACACACCUAGGGACGACGAACAGGUUCAGGUUCAUCAUGUUCCACAUGUGAUUGUUAAGAAUCGUCCCCCUCAAAAAGGGGGAACAAAAAAUGGACACAUUUCUUCCUCUGGCUCUGACUCCUACACCAGUGACAGCUUGACCGAUUCAAGUGGCAGUGAUGAUGAGACUGCAAGGAGCAAGGGGAAAAAAAGUUACAGUAAAAAUAAACCAGUAGUUGUGUCAAAGAAAUAUUCAGAAUCUGGAAGUUCUAGUGCAUAUUCGUAUGGUUCAUCAGAUGAAGAUUUUGAAGAUGAUGACAGUCCCCGUAAGAAAAAUACGAAAAGUGUUUCAUCAAGUAAGAGUCAAAAAACGCAGGCUUGGGAAAUUAAUGGUUCAUCAAAUAACAAUAAUGAAACAAGACCGAAAUCUGCAAAAUUCAGGAAUAGAUCAAAAGAAGAGUCGACUAGACAUUCAAAAUCUGAUUCAGACAGUGAAAUAACAGAUGUUUCACCAUUAAAUUCUCCACGUUCAACACCUAGUAGGUCACAAAAACAAGGACUCAACAAUGUGCAAUAUACCUCAUCACAAACACAGUCAGGGGAUGGCGAAAUAAAACUACAGAGUGAUAAAAUUGAUCUUAGAUUGUUAAUGGAUGCUGUAUCAGAAAUAGACAAACAAGAGAGACUGAAAUCAAAUACCAGAAGAGUAAUGUUUGAACCUCCUAAUUCUAAAGGAGGACAGAAAAAUCAUUAUUCAUUUGAUAAAAGUCGUAUAUCAGACAUUGAAAAGGAGAACCAAAGACUUUUACGACAAAUAAUGCAACAAAUAGGACCAAAACAAAAGCGACAGCAACCCAAAAUUCAACAUCAAGUUCCGAGAGUUGAUAGACUGACAUCCUCAGCAGUUAACAGGAGAAAACAACAAACAAAAAUAGAAGAAGAAAAUAUGAAAUUUCUCAAUAGAUUGCAGAAAGCAAAGGCAUCCAGGGGAUUGUCAAGAAAGGAACAAUUAGAUGAGUAUUCCAGAGCAACAUUAUAUGGUGUGCCGAUAGCUGCAGUGCAUGAGCAGAUGGAGCAAGAAAGGCUCGACUCAACUUACAUGAGAAGUGCAAGUAGUCUCAACUCAACACUUGGAAUCACACAAGGUAGAAGGUCAAGGCCAACAAGUGCAAAAUCUAAUGCCAGCUCAAUUCGCCCAGGAAGUGCUAAAUCUACAUUGUCUACAGCUAGCCGUGUAAGCCGUGGUUGCAGACCAGGCAGUGGUAAAGUGUACAGACCUACAGACAGUCAUCCAGCUUGGGAUGGUCGUCCGGCAUGGGAUGAUAGAUUUUCAUAUUCAUAAUCACUUUAAAUAUUUAUUAACAAUCUAUUGUCAUAUUGUUGGCGCCAUUUUUCAUUUUUACUCAAAUAAUUGUAAUAAACUGAAUUACACCUGGGACAUUUGGGAGAUGUGUUUAAUACUUAAAAUGUGAAGGAAUGCAAAAAAUGAGCAGAAAAAAAGCAACCUCAAUGAAUACUUGGUGGCUAGUUAUUCAGAGUGCUUAAGUACGUGUUAAUAUAUUAGAAUUAGUAGUUUUUUUCUUUAUACAAUUUUUGAUUUUUAUACAAAUUAAAGUUGAUCAGUACGUUUGUACUAAAUGGCAAUCUGAAUCUGUUUAUAUUAAACCUGAUUCAGUAGGUAUUGCUAGGUAAAUGGCAUGACAGAACUGUAAUAAAAGUCAAUGAAGUAAAACCCAUGCAUGGUCUACUUAGCAUUUACAAGUACCAGAAUACUUUUAUUUCACAAGUUUUAAAAAAGCAAUGUUACAAUGAAUUUCAUUAAAUGAUCAUAAAAGAAUUUGGUGCAAGUUUUUUUUCAGUACAGAAAAUUUCUUUAAAUUUUUUUUUCAAGUCUCAGAAAUUUAUUAUUCAUAUAUACAUGAUAUAUAUUCAUUAUUGGCUGAUCAAAUCUUGUGAAAAGAUGACAAGAUUUGAUUUUAAAUACAAUUUUUUACAUAGAAAAGAGUAGUUUCAAUUUUAUUAUGGUAAAUAUGCCAUUAUUGUUUGUAUAUAUAAAUAUAUUUUGUCUUUAUGAAGUUUGUCUCAAAUUGCUCAUUGAAAGUAGAUUAGGAUUAUUUCUAUUAGAAUGUUGGAUGUGUAAAUUGUAAUUGAUAUGUAUGUGGCAUUUUGGAUCACAAUCUAGACAGUCCAAUGUCAGUUGUCUAUAGUAAUAGUUAAAUUUGGUGUAUUGUUUAAUGUUACCCAGUAUUUAUACAUAGAACAUGUUUGUUUUUUCAAACUUAAACAGUUUGAUACACAAAAAAAGCACUUAUUAUUAAUGCAGUAGAAGUUUAUAAUUUGAAUAUGAAUUUUAAUUCCCAUGUGGAGUUAAAUAUUUACACAGGAUUUGUACAAUUCAAUAAAAUUUCCAUUUUUAUUGAUUUUGAAUUGAUUUUAUGCUGAUUGAAUAGUUUGUUAUGAAAUAUUGAUAUUUUGUAAGCAGUUAUCAUAUUAGUUAUGUCUAUUGUUAAAAAUAAGGUUAAAUGUAACAAGCAACUUAAAAAUAAAGGUUAACUUUUAUAGGUGAACUUUUUUUUUUAUAAAGACAAAAAAAGUUUACCCUUGUAUACAGAAAAAUGGUUAUAAACAUGAUAUAAAGGAAUUAGUUCAAUUUCUAAAAGUUGAUAACAGAUCUACAUUAAACGUAAUUGAAUUGAGAUUCAUACCCCCACCCCCUUUCUUUGUAGUUAAAAUGUACUAAACAAUAGAAAUAGUUAUUUUUAUUACAAAUUUUUAAAUAAAAUUGUCUGUAAGUAAUAAUGGAUAAUUUUUCAUUUCAUAGUUAUAACACUAAUUGUAAGAUUUUAAUGAAAAUGUUACAAAUCCUUAAAAUGUAAGCUUAGUCGUUUUUUUCCUUAUGAAAAUAUCUAUUGAAAAUGCAAAGGAGCUUUUUUCAUAUAUAGUAUAGAAAUUUAUGUAUAUCAGUGAAAAGACAUAUAACACUUAAAAGGAGACUGAAAUAGGCUUAGAACUUACUUUUCUAAAUUGUUCAGUUUGUAUGAUGUUUGUAAAGUAAAAUGUAGAAUGGUUUACAUAUUUUGUUGUUUUAUAUGUAAACAGAAAUUUUGAUAAGAUUGAAAGAAUCUAGUGAAUCUAUUGUUCUGUCUCAGCUUGUAGAUAUUAUUAAAGAGAAAAAGACAAAA
Messenger RNA from Mytilus californianus (California mussel), 3279 nucleotides. Its product is annotated as cilia- and flagella-associated protein 97-like. NCBI's taxonomy places the organism in Eukaryota, Metazoa, Mollusca, Bivalvia, Mytilida, Mytilidae. Bases 78 to 1439 code for a protein of 453 amino acids. The transcript is spliced from 2 exons. The record is from RefSeq and is a predicted model, not a curated record.